GUGAGUUGGAGGAAGAGCUGCUCUGACACCUCAAUAAGUCAUACAUUUUGAGGCCAAUGUGCUGAAGUUUUCCGGGUCUUAGUUAGGGAAAGAGGACGAAACAUCUACAUUUUCAACGCCCAUAAUUCGUUAUAUGGGUCAGAUAACUGGAUUUUAUCGAGCUGUUUUGCUAAUCGAGGGCGGUCACUGCUGCAUAACACAAAAACAAACGUGUAAUUUUCGCUUCAUUUAGGGACAGAAAGGCUUGUUUUUACUACGUUUUUAUUUUAUUUUAAGAGCUCAUAUCGCAUGUUAAUGGUGAUUAAAUUAUUGAUACCACGAUGGCAGUGAAGGCUCAGGUAUUAUAUGACUUCCCCGCUGAGCCUGGCAACAAUGAGCUGUCUGUUCAAGAAGGAGAAAUACUCACGGUCACUAACCAGAAUGUAGGCGGUGGCUGGGUAGAGGCUCGGAAUUCCAGAGGAAAUGUAGGCCUGGUGCCCGAGGACUAUAUUGAGAUUAACCCUGUUUCCACACAAGCAUCAGCAACAAAGUACAUUGAUGCUCAGAAUCAAGGUUACAACAGCAGUUCAGCAAACACUCAGGGGGUUAACGGGAAUGAGGCUUGGACUGCCACGACAUGGUCCAACAACAACCCUGCGGACAACUGGAACUACACUGAACAGGAACCAGCAGGCAAUAAUGAUUCUGUCUAUUCCUUUGAUGAGGAAUGGGACGAUGAUUCCGAUGAUGGAAAGUCGACAGUCGGUUAUGGAGGUUCACAGAUGGAAGAGGGCGGAACCAUGCAGCGGGGCGGGGGUCACUCUACUAUGAAAAUAUCCCUCAACAAGUUUCCAGGGUUCUCCAAGACCCCAAAUCCAGAGGUGUAUCUGCUUACCAAGAGCAUAGCUAAAGGAAAUGACAAACUGCCAAUUUAUGCGGGCGAGGUGGGUCCAGUAUGGUUGUAUCCACAAAUUCAGUUAGAUUGUGUAGUGGCUGAUCCCAAAAAGGGGUCAAAAAUGUACGGCCUGAAGAGCUACAUCGAAUACCAGAUCACACCUAAUACUACAAACAGACCGGUCAACCACAGAUACAAACACUUUGACUGGUUAUAUGAGAGGCUUGUAGAGAAGUUUGCCUGUGCUCUGCCAAUCCCAUGUCUACCUGACAAACAAGUUACAGGCCGAUUUGAAGAGGAAUUUAUCAAAAUGCGCAUGGAACGCCUGCAGGGCUGGAUGUCCCGCAUGUGCCGGCAUCCGGUGAUCUCAAAUAGUGACGUUUUCCAGCUCUUCCUUAACUACAGAGAUGAGAAGGUGCGUUUGGAGCAGAAGUAUGAAAUGUACAGCCAAUUUACUAGAUCUAUGGACAACAGUGUUAAAGAACUACUGGCUGUUGGGCAUCUUCACUGGAAGAGAUGUACAGGCCCAUUACAAAAGGAGUAUCGGCAGAUUGGAAAAGCAUUUCAGAACCUAUCAUCGGUUUUCAACACUAGUGCAUACCCAAGGGAAUCAACUCUGACGGAAGCAUUGAGUGCAACAGGAAAAACGUAUGAGGAAAUAGCAGAACUCGUUGCAGGACAGCCAAAAAAAGAUCUACACUUCCUGAUGGAGACAAACAACGAAUACAAGGGACUACUAGGCUGCUUCCCUGACACAGUAGCAGUUCACAAGGCUGCCAUUGAUAAAGUAAAAGAGGCUGAUCAUUUGGUGACGAUGAAUAAGGUUAGCCAACAAGAUAAACACAUUAUGGAAAAGAACCUCAGCACCAUGUCUUAUGCAUUGCAAGCGGAGAUGAAUCACUUCCAUAGCAACCGUAUCUAUGACUACAACAGACUCAUGCAGUUCUACCUGGAGGAACAGGUGAAAUUCUAUGAAACGAUUGCUGAAAAGCUGAAGAAAGCGCUUGGUCAGUAUACCACCAUAUAAGGACUCGCUCUAAACUGUGGAACUUCAAAAAAGGAUGCUGCUUUUGCUUUUUUUAAUGCUAAUUCACAAUUAACCAUCUUGUUUCCACAAACUUCUGUAUUGUUGCAUUGUA
This is a messenger RNA of Sinocyclocheilus rhinocerous, 2013 nucleotides long. Its product is annotated as sorting nexin-9-like. The record is from RefSeq and is a predicted model, not a curated record. Lineage: Eukaryota; Metazoa; Chordata; Actinopteri; Cypriniformes; Cyprinidae. Bases 321 to 1901 code for a protein of 526 amino acids. Gene Ontology annotation, biological process: mitotic cell cycle; endosomal transport; plasma membrane tubulation. Gene Ontology annotation, molecular function: protein binding; phosphatidylinositol binding. The transcript has 17 exons. Gene Ontology annotation, cellular component: plasma membrane; cytoplasmic vesicle.